Messenger RNA from Chara braunii, 6154 nucleotides. The record is from the annotation of a GenBank genome assembly. Lineage: Eukaryota; Viridiplantae; Streptophyta; Charophyceae; Charales; Characeae.
AGGGAGGGCAUCGUCUGUGGCGCGCUUGCUGCGAGAGUUGAAGGAGAUGGCGACGGCGGUGGCGAACGGCAGUCUGACGGACGCAAACGAGAAUGCGGGAGUGGUGCUCAAAAUUCGUGUGGAAAAUUUCAUGUGCCAUGCGCAUCUGGAAAUGGAGUUCAACACGCGGGUGAAUUUCAUCACCGGGCAGAAUGGAAGUGGGAAAAGUGCAAUAUUAACAGCGUUGUGUGUGGCAUUUGGAGUGAAGGCCAGAGCAACACAACGGGCAACUGCCAUGAGGGAUUUUAUACGAAAAGGCUGCAGUUAUGCUUUGGUAUGUGUGGAGUUGCAGAAUACAGGACAUGAUGCAUACAAGCAUGAUGUGUAUGGUGACAAAAUAGUUGUGGAGAGGCGGAUCUUGGACAGCGGCACUAGCACAUUUGCUAUUCGAGAUUGUAGAGGGAAGAAAAUCGCAGAGCGGAAGGAGGAACUUCAAAACAUCGUCGACCAUUUCAAUAUUGAGGUGAACAAUCCCUGCGUGAUCAUGACCCAAGACAAAAGCAGGGAAUUCCUCCACUCAGGAACUGACAAAGACAAGUUCAAGGUAUUUAUAGAUGCCGUAGCUGCCGCCAAGGCUCAACAGGAGGCAGCAGAGGCAGAACGUCAGCGGCUGGCCAAUGAGGCGGCAGCCCAAGCUCAGCAGACUGCUGAGGCUGACGCAGCGGCACGAGACCAACGGAAUGCCGCCAGUACGGAGUCCCUGAUUCAUAGUGGAAGUCAGUGGACAACGUUCCUCCAAGGCAUGAUCUUUGUGCCUUCGGACGCGCAGGCAGAUCCGACUCCGGCGGAGGCAGAGAGGACUCACCUGGCUAACUUGAUGCUGGGCAUGAUGAGAGGCAUCAUGUGGAAUAACACACUGCUGCAGGCACAUCUGCGCACGGAACGACAGCAGCGACAAAAGUACCAGCAAGACAUUGUUGUUUUAACAACUGCCAUCCACGCCGAAGCAACGCAGCAGCAGCAACAGCAUCAGCUGUUGAACUCCGCUCUCGCACGCAUCAAUAGCAUUGAGGCUAACGCCUCAGCAGCGCCAGGCUGCACGACAGACGCGCCGAAGCAACUCAAUGAGCGCAUCGAUCACGUCGUCACCAUCAUCGGCGACAUAGGUGUUUUCACUGGGCCGGACACGAUCAGUAGCACGGUGGCCGCCAUCAAGACGGACAUCACCAAGCUGCAGACGAGACUGGACGCCGCUACAAAGACUUACAAGAUGCCGCACUUCGACAUCAGCAAGUUCGACGACUACAACAAGUCGGACGCCUUGACAUGGUGGCAACGUUUCCUCACGGAAGCAUCAUGCCGCACUGUCCUGGCAGACGACAUGAUGAAGGCACUCUACUUGCAACUAAUUGGAGGAGCGCAGGCUUGGAUGAACCAUCUGGCGGCUACCAACAAAUGCACCAUCGCCAAAGUCCACACGCACAUCACGUGGAAAGAGUUUGAGAAGCUAUGGUUCACCCGGUUCAUGGUCCGCAAUGUCGUGAAGGCGGCCAUGAACGAGGUGUACACCUGCUCUCGAGGAAAUAUGCCAACUCGAGACUGGACAACCAAGUGGCAGAAGAUAGUGACCACGCUAGGAUUCGAUUUGAGUUUUCCAAAUCAACAAUCCGAGUUCUUCUCGCGAUCGUGCGCGGGACUGCGGUCGACACUCGGCAACGAGUACGAUGAUGACACGUUCCAGGCCAUUUUGGAUCGUGCGAACUUAGUCAUCCAAACGGAUGACAAGGCCGCAAACAAACGACAAUCCCAGCCGCAUUAUGUGGCUAAGCAGGGCUAUCAACGUCCGGCACAUAACAAUGUCGUGAUUUCUGAAGAAACAGACGAUCUCCACGCUGCAGCAACAUCCUCGAGUGAUGGAGGAAUUGUAGCAGCGCUCCGGCCGAAGCGUCCCAAGAGAGUUCGGAAGAACAAGGCGACACAAGAGACAACAUCGACGGGAACUGGGCAGCAUUCAUGGACGGCUUACAAGAUAACCAAGGAUGUCUAUGACUUUCGUCAAAACGUCCUCAUCUACCUUGAUGACAUCUUGGUUUAUAGUAGGACGUUGGACGAGCACAUCGUACACCUUCGCUUUGUUCUGCAUCGUUUGCGACUAGCCAAGUACAAAGUGAAUCUCGACAAGUGCGAAUUCGCCAAGCAAGAGCUUGAGUACUUGGGUCAUUUUGUCAGGCCGAAAGGCAUUCGUCCCUUAGCAGACAAAAUCCAAGCCAUCGUGGAUUGGCCGGAACCCCGUUGCACGACGGAUGUACGCUCUUUCAUGGGUUUGGCUGGAUAUUAUCAGCGAUUCGUCGAGUCAUACUCGAAAGUGGCSGCUCCUUUGUCGAGACUUCAGUCCCCGAAGGUGCCCUUCGAGUUCGACGAUGCAGCCCGUGGCGCGUUCACUACGUUGAAGGCAGCAAUGCAAGCCGCACCUGCCCUCCGUAUAUAUGACUCCACCCUACCCACCCAAGUCACUACGGACGCUUCGGGAUACGGUAUUGGUGCGGUGUUGGAACAGUGUCACGAGGACGGUUGGCAUCCGGUUGAGUAUUUCUCCCAAAAGGUGCCUCUCGUCAACACUCUCGACGGCGCUAGGAAGAAAAAGCUACUCGCGUUCGUCACCGUUCUCAAAUGGUGGCGCCACUUUCUUCUCGGCCGUCGGCGUUUUAAAUGGAAUACGGACAACAAUCCGUUGACCUUUUAUAAAACGCAAGACACGGUCACUAGCACGAUCGGUCGAUGGAUGUAUUACAUCGACCAGUUCGAUUUUGACCCGUGCCACAUUCCCGGUCCCGCCAAUCGAGCUCCGGACGCCCUCUCACGACGGCCCGACUUUUGUGCCGUUGUGACCACGACAUUCGACCUCGAUGACGAUCUGCAGCCGCAUUUCGUCAAAGGCUACAAGUCUGAUCCAACUUACUCUAAGCUUUACGCGGAGCUUUCAUCGGAUCACCCGCCGGCUAGCCACUAUCGGAUUUCCGACGGGUUCCUUCUCCUUCACACGAGAGGAAAGGACUUGUUAGUUGUGCCCCAAGAUCGCAUCUUACGAACUCGUCUUCUCGGCGAAUUCCACGACGCACGACUUUCGGCACACCUUGGCUUCUUUUUUGAGGCAACAAUGUUGCAGCAGGUGACCAUGGAGUUGGAUGAAACGAAGGAAAAAAUUGAGCUGGGGGAGGAUCUGAUCAGACGAUGGGCAAAAGAUGACCUUGAGCCUCUGCGAACAGAGCUCACAGCCCUAGAUGCACAAUUGAAAGAGGCCCAGGAGAUAACUCAGCUGCAGAGUGAGAUAGAGAGUCUGAAGAAGAAAUUGGCUUGGUCAUAUGUUUACAAAAAAGAUGCGGAGAUUGCAGAGGCCAUUAAAAAAAUACAGGAAUUGGAGGAAAGGGUGGUUAUUGUGCAGCAGAAAAUCCUUGACGAAGAGGAGAAAAGAAAGCAAGCUGAAGAGGUGGUGGAGGCAAAGAGGUUGGAAAUAGAACAAACAAGAGGGGAAACUAGUCUGCAAGAGAAGCGUGAUGUCUUCAAGAAACAGCUAAUGGAGGCGGCUCAAAAAGUGUCACGAUUUACAAGUGACAUUGAGAACAGGAAGAAGCGGAUUGAGAACUUGAAUCGCCAGAUUGCGCAUCAGGAGCAGAAAAUCAGGAGAGUGAGGGAGCGGAUGGUACAAGAGAGCCAGGCUGAAACUUCCGAGCGGGAGAAGCGGAUUGCGGAGAAACAGGCAAAAGUGGAGAAUCUGACAGCAGAACUGAAUCGGUUGAUCACAGAAGAGAGAGCAUGUGAAGAACGUAUUCAGGAUGUACAGGCUGCAAUGGAGCCGGUAGCACUGGAGCUGGAGGAACACAGGAGUCGGAUCAAAGAUUACGAGGGAAUGAUCAGGCGAAUGAGAGCCCAGCAAGAGAACAGGGUAACAGGGUUCGGGAGGAAUGUGCCGGGACUUUUGCGUGAAAUUGAACGCCGGAAACGAAAUUUUCAUAGGCAACCAAUUGGACCCAUUGGAUCUUUAGUGAGCCUUUUGGACCCGAAUUGGGCACAGGCGAUUGAAGUGGCGCUUGGGAGAGCACUCGAGGCAUUCAUCGUGCAUGACCACCAUGAUGCAAAGGCUCUGCGCGAGUGUGCCAAAAGCUCUAACAACCACCAGCUGGCUAUCUACAUCUCCGAGUUUGAUGAACCAAUGUGUGUGGGUGUGGAAGGGGAGUUCAUCAACCCUCCAUCGGCUCCUGAAGAAGACUAUGCCAUGCACUUAGUUUCUUCGAUAGGGAUUGAGAGGCAAGUGCUCAUGGCGACGUAUAACGAUGCCAAACCAGUGGCGUGGAGAAGAGGACCGACGAAGAUAAAAGAAUGCUUUACUGCCGAUGGGACAAGAAUGUUCCUGAGGGGCAAUCAAGAGGUAGUCUUGAACACGGAUGCGAAGAACCCAAGACUUGGAGUUGAUCUUGGACAAUUACUACAACAGGCAGAGGAAAAGAAGGGUGGUACAAUUCAGGCUGCAAGUGGUCUGGAGUCCCGGAAGCGGGCUCUGAAUGAGGAGCUUACAGCUGCAAGAGGGAACCUGCAUGCUGCAAAGAGAAGGAAACAGGAGCUGUCAAGACGGGUUGAUGUGGAGAAAAUCGACUUGGCAGAGCUGGAAAAAGCUGCACGAGAGGAAGCACGAAAACCGCCUGAUAUGGAUGUUGAUCUUAUGGAAGAAGAAAUUGCAAGCCAUCGUCGUGACAUAGAAGAACUGCAGAGCCCCUUGGAAGAGUUGCAUAACGAGUGCGCAAAAGCGAAGGAAGCUCAUGAUGACGCACGCAAUCAGAUUGAUAAGACACAUGAUGAAGCAAUCGCGCAGAAAAAUAUAUCAGAGACUCUGGAAAAGGAGCUGAUGAACCUGCAACAGUCAGUGGAUGAAGCAAAACGGGAUGCUGCCCACUACAAGCGCUUUUUGUCGAAUGAUCUCCAGAAGCAGAUUACUGAAGUUAAAGCUAAGGAGGAUGUUCUGAAAAAGGAACGAGCGGAGAUAGCAGCUAAGGCAGCCCAGUUCUGUGAUGAAGAAGAGGUUGCGAUGGAUGCGGAAGCUCAGAACAGUCCUGAGCGACUCAAAGAAAGGAUACAACGUCUUCAGACCAGAGCUCAGCGUGAGGAGAAGAGGGUGCUUGGGAAUUCUGUGAGCCUGGAUACGCUGGUGCGUACGCAUGACAGGCUGAAGAAGCGUGUGGACAGACUGGAAGCGAACAUAAGCCGGCAGGAAGAGAAUUUAAAGCAUAUGGCAAAGUCCUUGCAGCUUCGACUGAGGAGGUUGCAGAAAACUGCGAAGAAUAUGGCACGCCAGGUGGAAUGGGGGUUCCGGACUUUUCUCCAUGGGAGAGGCUACACGGGGACGCUGGAGGUGGAUUACCAGAAGCAGGAAAUGAAGGUUGAGGUUCAAAUGCCUGGUAAUGCCAACAGUGCAAGGGACACGAAGGCUCUCUCUGGUGGAGAGCGAUCUUUCGCAACAUUGGCAUAUGCAUUGACCCUCCACGAGCUGGUGGAAGCACCUUUCCGUGCAAUGGAUGAAUUCGACAUUUUCAUGGACUCCGUCAGCCGGAGAAUCAGCUUGAAGAAGGUUGUUGAUUUCGCGAUAGAGAAUGGUAACCAAUGGAUAUUCAUCACUCCACAUGACAUCAGCUCGAUUCAGCCAGGCCCUUAUGUGAAGAAGCAGCAGAUGCAUUCCCCCCGUCCAUAGCAAUAAGAGGAGGAGGGAGGAGGAGGAGGAGCAGAGGAGGCGUUAGGAUGGAGGUAAAGGAUGACAGUGUUCAUCGGAAAGAGUUUUCAGGCUUUUCAUUUCCUGUACUUCUUCUCCACCCUUGUAAACAUCGUGUAAGAUAGAGCAUGAGAUGUAAAUCCCUUUUUUGUCUUUCUGACUCAGGUUGAUGCAUGUUUUUUUUUCGUUUUUUCUUUUCACUUGUUUUGUUUUUCCGGUGCAUCGAGCACAUGCUGAUUCAGGGAAUACUCAUUUCAGGACUUUCCGGCACAUUUUGAUUUAGGGAAUACAGUCCGAAUACUCACUUCAGGGCUUGAUUUCAUGUAUCCAUCUGGCUGUACUCAAGGCCAGAUUCAAUUGAAAAGCUGGGUGUAAUCAAAGACCGGCACCUGGCUGUAAUCAAGGCCAGAUUCGAUU